AUGGUCAGCUCCUGUUGUGGCUCUGUCUGCUCUGAGCAGAGCUGUGGCCUGGAGACCUGCUGCCGCCCCAGCUGCUGCCAGACCACCUGCUGCAGGACCACCUGCUGCCGCCCCAGCUGCUGCGUGUCCAGCUGCUGCAGGCCCCAGUGCUGCCAGUCUGUGUGCUGCCAGCCCACCUGCUGCCGCCCCAGCUGCUGCAUCUCCAGCUGCUGCCGUCCCUCUUGCUGUGAAUCCAGCUGCUGCCGCCCCUGCUGCUGCCUGCGUCCAGUCUGUGGCCGAGUCUCCUGCCACACCACUUGCUAUCGCCCAACCUGUGUCAUCUCCACCUGCCCCCGCCCCUUGUGCUGCGCCUCCUCUUGCUGCUAA
Cercocebus atys (sooty mangabey) is the source of this 366-nucleotide messenger RNA. Its product is annotated as keratin-associated protein 4-12-like. The record is from RefSeq and is a predicted model, not a curated record. Gene Ontology annotation, cellular component: keratin filament. NCBI's taxonomy places the organism in Eukaryota, Metazoa, Chordata, Mammalia, Primates, Cercopithecidae. Bases 1 to 366 code for a protein of 121 amino acids. The transcript has a single exon.